AUGAUCGCUACCCAUCGUGUCAUCAUAGGAGUUCCAGGUGCAGUAGGGAGUUAAACUCGAGGAGACAAAAGUUAAAUCGAUUACAGAGGAGGAAUGGACAGAGUAUGAGAUCCCCAAGAGACACGAUGAGCAUUAAAAUCGCCUGUGAUGACGAUAUGACCAGGAGAUGGAAUAGAAUCGAAAAGAUUUUCCCAAGUAAAGGAAGGAGAAUUAGAGGGGUGUCUAUAGAGCGAGAUGAUAAAUAAAUCGACAUGUAAAGAGGAAAUUUUUGCUCCCACCGUCUCAAGGGAAUCCUCUAGAUAAAAUAUAGAGUUAAGCUUUGUGAAAGGAAUCGUAUUUUUGAUGGCGAGGAGAACACCGCCAGAUUUAUUGGAAGGACCGUCCCUCCGAAGGAUGUGAAAAUCUUUAAGAGAAAAAAUUUUAUCUGAAGAGAGCCAUGUUUCGGACAGCGCAAGGAUGUCGAAUUGUUUACAGAUGUGGGAGAGGAAGUCAAUUUUGUUAAGAAUACCAUGGCAAUUCCAUUAUAGCAGGGUAAGAUCAUUAUGAGAGAUUAUUCGACUCAUAUUAUGUGGAAGGGGGAGAGGAAGGAUUGUUAGAGCUAGCAGGGAGAUUACGGAUAAAAUGGAUGAUAGAAGGAACAAAUUCGGGUAGAUUAGAAGAGGAGAGUAAGGGGGGCGAACCCAUGCAGCGGAAUGGCGUAACGCGGAACGAGAGCGGAACCAAUCACAAGCGUUCAGUGGUUUUCAUCGUUUUUGUCGAUUUUCCGCUGUUUUCAACGGCUUUUAGCGGAAUGGAUUUUAGCGGAACGGUGCUAACUGUAUGUACAUUUAACCUCAAAGUGUGCAAUCAAUGCAAUCAGUGCAAUACAUGUGAUAUAAUAUAUAUUAAGAUAGAGAAUAAUAUAUUUACCAUGAGUACGAAUACGAAAUUAUCACAAUUAAGCAAGAAAUGUGGAUAUUGUGGAUGGAUUUUAACAAAUAACAUGGAUAUACUUCAACCAAUGCACCAUGUUUUUCUGAUUAUGAUAUAUGAAGCUAUUAACACAAUAAUUAUUGAUGAAAAUAACAUUGUGACUAUAGGAUAUAAACCUGGUAUUGAAGUCAAUUGUUCUAAUUCACAAGAUACAGAUGAAAUGUUGAUAGCAUGUGUUUCUCAGAAACCUGCUUUAUAUCAUCAUCGAUUACCAGUUUCUGAGCGAACAAAUUUGAAAAAAAAUGCCUUGUGGCAAGAAGUUUGCAAUAUGAUGGGAGACAUCAUGGACGUUACCGCUGCCAAAAAGAGAUGGAAAUAUUUAAAGGACUGUUAUGCAAAGGAUAGAAAGAAAAGCAACGAGUACAUACCAAGUGGAUCAGCAGCUCCUAAAGCACGGAAAAAUACUUUCCGUUUUUACGAGGCCAUGAGCUUUUUAAACGAUUGUAUGGAAACAAGACAAACAGUAAGCACUCUGCCCAGAAAUUCAUCAGUCUCAAACAAUCCAUCUGUAUCAAUAUCACAGGCAUUGACACUACGGGCAUCAUCAAUAGCAUCGACUUUUAAUAUGUCGGAGAAUGGGAACACUGCAUCAUCAUCUGAGAAUGCAGAAGAAUGUGCUACAUUAAGUUCUAAUUCCUAUUCAUCGAAAAAAAAAAAAUCAAAAAGAGAUUCUAACAGUUUAGAUGAAGUUUUUUUAACAACAUUAAUGGCCGAACCAGCGGCACAAAAUGAUCCAAUCUCUAACUAUGCACUGAGUUUAGCUGAUGGGCUUCGCCGACUUCCUUAUAAUGAAAGAGCAAAAUUGCAGAUAGAGUUUCUGAGCAGGGUAAUGGAAGUUCAAAACAGAUUAGAUUCAGAAAUGUGUCCACCCUAACGCUACGAUAUAUUUGCUAAUAAGUGAUUAAGUGAUAUUACAUUAUAAAAUAUAGUAUAUAAGCGAU
Messenger RNA from Camponotus floridanus (Florida carpenter ant), 1913 nucleotides. RefSeq lists its product as uncharacterized. The coding region runs from base 626 to 1846 and encodes 406 amino acids. Gene Ontology annotation, cellular component: nucleus; transcription regulator complex. Gene Ontology annotation, biological process: regulation of transcription by RNA polymerase II. Lineage: Eukaryota; Metazoa; Arthropoda; Insecta; Hymenoptera; Formicidae. The record is from RefSeq and is a predicted model, not a curated record. The transcript has 8 exons.